Scophthalmus maximus (turbot) is the source of this 1921-nucleotide messenger RNA. RefSeq names its product E3 ubiquitin-protein ligase Siah2-like. Gene Ontology annotation, biological process: multicellular organism development; proteasome-mediated ubiquitin-dependent protein catabolic process. The transcript is spliced from 5 exons. Gene Ontology annotation, molecular function: ubiquitin conjugating enzyme binding; zinc ion binding; ubiquitin protein ligase activity. Bases 395 to 1201 code for a protein of 268 amino acids. Lineage: Eukaryota; Metazoa; Chordata; Actinopteri; Pleuronectiformes; Scophthalmidae. Gene Ontology annotation, cellular component: cytoplasm. The record is from RefSeq and is a predicted model, not a curated record.
GCACUUGGCUGAGCGAUACUCCUGUUUUAUUCUCUCUCUGUUUUCUUUCUCCCCGCCCCCACUGUGUGUGUGUGUGUGUGUGUGUGUGUGUGCGUGUGUGUGUGUGUGUGUGUGUGCGUCACUGUGCGGUCGGUUGGAGGACGAAUGUUUUUCUGCCGCUCAGAGAGAGAGAGAGAGAGAGAGAGAGAGAGAGAGAGAGAGAGAGAGAGAUCCUCGGUGUGUGUGUUGCUGGUCUGCACCGCCGGUCGGACGUCAUGCCAUGAGACAGACGAGACGUGUGAGAUCCACUGAAAAUGGUUGAAGAUGGUUCUUCGUGGAUUCUGAGGUUCUGCUCCAGAUCGUAGCCCCGCUGACGGUGGAACCCCGGGACCCGGCAGCUGUGUGUGUGUGUUCGAUGCUGUGUCCGGCCUCCUGCCUGCCGCUCCUCAGGGAGUUGGCUCAGUGGCGCUGCCUGCUGGGCUGGCAUCGCCACCACGGAGUCGGUUCCGCCGCCGCCGCAGGGCUCACGGCUAACACCGGACAACAACAACAACAACAACAACAACAACAACAACAACAACAGCAGCAGAAAGCGCAGCAGGGGUCAGAGGUCAAGGACGGGACCCUCCGACCCGUGGGCUGCACCAGACCGCUGCCGAGCAGACAGGGUUCGUCGGCCGGCCGCCAGCCGUCGCUGCACCGCGGCGAGGAUCCCGAGCUGGAGGAGGCGUGCGUCGAGCUCAGGCCGUGCACGUGUCCGUGUCCCGGGGCCACGUGCGAGUGGCGCGGCUCGCUGGAGGCGGUCGUGCCGCACCUGAUGCACGCGCACAAGUCCAUCGCCACGCUGCAGGGCGAGGACGUCGUCCUCCUGGCGACGGACAUCAACCUCCCGGGCGCCGUGGACUGGGUGAUGCUGCAGUCGUGUUUCAGCCACCACUUCCUGCUGGUGCUGGAGAAGCGGGAGAAGUUCGGGGGCCACCAGCGGUUCUUCGCCGUCGUGCUGCUCGUCGGCGGCCGCGAGCGGGCCGAGCACUUUGCCUACCGCCUGGAGCUCAACGGCCGCAGGCGCCGGCUCACCUGGGAGGCCACGCCGCGCUCCGUCCACGACGGGGUGGCGGCUGCUAUCCUGAACGACGACUGCCUGGCGUUCGACGACUCCAUCGCCCAACUGUUUGCCGACAACGGCAACCUGGGGAUCAACGUCACCAUCUCCAUGUGCUGAUGGAGCGGAGCGGCGCUAUUGACGGUUAGACCGGGCUGGACUGGAAACGUCCUGCGCUGCUGGUGGUUCGGUCCACUGAGCAGCUGGAAGAAAGACUCAACUCCACUGCAGGGUCUGAACGCCGGCUUCGCACGGGUUAGUGCCUUUGUGAAGAGUUCAGAGCCGUACUUCGACCGGCGCCCGCCCCCAUCGUGGACGUCGGAGCUGGACCGCGGCCGAGCUGUCCUGAGUCUCGUCUCACUGGAGGACUCGAGUUCUUCCGAGAAGCAGCUGGAGUUUCCUGGCAGACUCGUCGGUCGAGUCGCCGUUCACCUCGUACACGUCGACCGCUCUCUUCAGACGAGAAGGGCUUUGAAGACACGUUUGGUUGAUUGACAGGCGCCUCAGCCAAUAGCAGCGCUCACCCUCAGUCAUUCCUGAGGAAGACGAUGAGCACGAAACCUCAGUGGGAUUUAUGGAAAAUAAACUUGUUCAUACUGUAACUCUGUUUCUAAAUAUUGAUAAAUCAUGUGAUACGUUUCCUAAAGAAAAAAGAAAAACGUCUUUUUAUUGGUAAAUCCAGAAAAUUAAAAAGCUUUUUUGAAAAUCGGUCUAGUUUCAAGUCUAAGUGGCGAACACAAUAACAUAAUUAAAAAUGCAGCACAUUAAUCUGAUCCUCCUGAAAAUCAUCAUCAUUUAAAAAUGUACAUUUUAUAUUUAAAUAAAAAUAGUUCAACAUCA